GCAUGUGGCAGUUCACAGAAACUAUGAACAGCAAGUUAAAAGUAAAGACGCAUACAAGACAAGUGAGAGAUGGUACCAUGGAGUCCCUCACUUCUGAUUUAAAAGAAGAGAAAUGUAGGCAGCUCUGCGGCUUGCUGGGGAAUGUGAAACUGUCUCUUCUCUACAAAGCUUCUGUUCAUGGAUAUCAAGCUUCUGCUUUCCACCAGCGAUGUGACCAUCAGGGUCCCACCUUACUUGUAGCCUACAACCAUUCAGGCUACAUCUUUGGUGGAUACACCAGUGUAGAUUAUACUCAAAGUGGUCAGUAUAUUACAGAUGAGGAGGCUUUCCUGUUCAGCUUUCAGGGCAAGAUCCCUGUGUGUAUCAAAAUGAUUUGCGAGUAA
Molecule: messenger RNA, 383 nt
Organism: Sinocyclocheilus grahami
Lineage: Eukaryota; Metazoa; Chordata; Actinopteri; Cypriniformes; Cyprinidae
Product: interferon-induced protein 44-like
Exons: 3
Coding region: 3-383 (126 amino acids)
Source: RefSeq, a predicted model, not a curated record